This is a messenger RNA of Lachancea nothofagi CBS 11611, 2736 nucleotides long. The record is from the annotation of a GenBank genome assembly. Lineage: Eukaryota; Fungi; Ascomycota; Saccharomycetes; Saccharomycetales; Saccharomycetaceae.
AUGUUUGCUUGGAAGAUUUUAUGUUCUUUGGCGGUGAUUAUUGAAUUAGUGUGCAGAGUUUCUGCGUUGGGCACUACCACCAUCAACACCACCACAUUGACAACCUCAUUCGUUUGCCAACAAUGUACCACUCAUUUGAGUGAAAACACUUUGUCCAGUAUUGAAACCAGUAGCAGCAGCAGCAGCAGCAAGAGCUCUAUUCCUACUACCACCAUAGGUUCAACCAUUACUUCAACAUCCUUCGUGUGUCCAAGCUGUGUCACUAGUACUUGCCCCUCACAAAUUUCCAGCAUUUAUUCUAGUAUUAUCAGCUUACACAGCUCGACAAGUACCACUACUCCGAUUACCUCUUCGAGCCUGACUACUUCUUCCCGCGUAUCGACAUCUCUUUCCAGUGUGCCCUUCCCAUCAACAAUUACCGAAACAGAAACAUCAUGCCCAGGGCCUUGCACUUUAACAAGUUCGAGCUCUACAAUGAGCUCUAGUUCCGCAAAAAGUUCCAGUCCUAUUUUGAGUUCCAGUUCUACAACAAGUUUGGGUUCUACAUCAAGUCCGAGUCCAAGUUCUAUAAUAGGUUCGAGCUCUACAACAAGUUCGAGUUCUACAUCAAGUUCUACAACAAGUUCGAGUCCAAGUUCUACAACAAGUUCGAGCUCUACAUCAAGUUCGAGCUCUACAACAAGUUUGGGCUCUACAACAAGUUCGAGCUCUACAACAAGUUCGAGCUCUACAGCAAGUUCGAGCUCUACAACAAGUUCGAGCUCUACAACAAGUCCAAGUUUCACAAGCAGCUCUAGAUCCCUAACCAGUCCCAGCUCCACGAGAAGCUCAGGCUCUCUCACCAGUUCUAGCUCUCCAAAAGUUUCCACGUCGAGUACCAGUUCCACGUCAAGUACCAGUUCCACGUCGAGCGCCAGUUCCACGUCGAGCGCCAGUUCCACGUCGAGCGCCAGUUCCACGUCGAGCGCCAGUUCCACGUCGAGCGCCAGUUCCACGUCGAGCGCCAGUUCCACGUCGAGCGCCAGUUCCACGUCGAGCGCCAGUUCCACGUCGAGCGCCAGUUCCACGUCGAGCGCCAGUUUCACGCCGAGUGCCAGUUUCACGCCGAGUGCCAGUUCCGCGUCAAGUGUUAGUUCCGCGUCAAGUGCCAGCUCCAAGUCGAGUGCCAAUUCCGCGUCGAGUGCUAGUUCCACAUCCGCUAGUCCUUCUCCAAAGCCUUCUUUCAACCAGAGUUCUAGUUCCGCCAUAUUGACAACUCAGCCAUCAAUCACGACGGCAACAACGACGAGGCAGUCCGUGACGACAGAAACGGAGACGAGCUGCAGCUGCACGGAUUCUUCAAGUACCCAUUUGAACUCCUCCACCCCCGCAAUAAGCUCACUGUCGACCUCGUCAAGCACAACCUCGGCUUCAUCAAGUACAGCCUUGGCUUCAUCAAGCACAACCUCGGCUUCAUCAAGCACAACCUCGGCUUCAUCAAGCACAACCUCGGCUUCAUCAAGCACAACCUCGGCUUCAUCAAGCACAACCUCGUCCUUGUCAAGUUCGCUCCCGACCUCGUCAAGCUCACUCUCGACCUCGUCAAGCUCACUCCCGACCUCGUCAAGCUCACUCUCGACCUCGUCAAGCUCACUCCCGACCUCGUCAAGCUCACUCUCGACCUCGUCAAGCUCACUCCCGACCUCGUCAAGCUCACUCUCGACCUCGUCUACAUAUUUCAGCAGCACUAUUUCAGCUAGCUCUGGUUCCAUCUUCAGCUCGACGGGUACUAUCUCAAGUAGUGAGACUGCGGACUUGCUUUCAAGUUCAAGUACGUUUACGGUUUCUUUUUCAACGGCAAGCAUUAUUCCCAAGGUAUCGACCAGCUCUGCUUUUAGCACACUUUCUGGUUCUGCAUCUCGAGAUUCAAUAAGUGAUACAUCAGUAGGUGGCAGCACUGCAGUACCAAGCACAACUGCUUCCACCUCAAGUGCUAACUUCUUUUCUACCUCCUUUAGUUCACAGGUUACGUUUAAGAUAGCACCCUCAAGUUCGGCUACCUCUGCUUCAUUACCCACAAAAUCCACUACGGUGCCCUUCUCCAGUUUAGUGAGCUUCAGCUCUCAAAUCACUAGCUCUAGUGUUUCUGCAAUCAGCCCUACUUUUUCAAGUGCAAUGUCUAGCACUGCGAUAGGUAGCUCCAGCAUCCCCGCAAUCAGCUCUACUUCUUCAAGUGCAAUUUCUAGCACUGCGAUAGGUAGCUCCAGCGUUCCCGCAAUCAGCCCUACUUCUUCAAGUGCAAUUUCUAGCACUGCGAUAGGUAGCUCCAGCGUUCCCGCAAUCAGCCCUACUUUUUCAAGUGCAAUGUCUAGCACUCCUGCGACCGCCUCUGUCUCUUCAAAUGCAAAUCCCAGCAUUGCUGCCGCCAGUAUCUCAAACGCGACACCUAGCGCUCCCCAGAUCAGCUCCAGUUCCUCUGUCUCGGGGUCACCUGCUCCAAGCAACGAAACCUCCGUUUCCAGUUCGUCCUACCCAAUUACUUCCAUCCCAACAGCCCUAUCCUACUACACACCCUCAUCCACAAUAGUGACUACAACCCUCACGAACUCCUCCACAGUUUCUGGCCUAUCGUCCUUCACCACUGCUGCUCCCAAGGCUUUCACAACUUCCUCGGUUGUUCCAACAGUACCAUAUUCUGGCGCAGCCAAUAAUCUUCAAGUUCCCAGCUUCUUCAAACUAAUCUCGAUGCAAUGGUGA